Messenger RNA from Penicillium macrosclerotiorum, 2028 nucleotides. RefSeq names its product DnaJ and TPR domain protein. Gene Ontology annotation, molecular function: protein binding. NCBI's taxonomy places the organism in Eukaryota, Fungi, Ascomycota, Eurotiomycetes, Eurotiales, Aspergillaceae. The transcript has 3 exons. The record is from RefSeq and is a predicted model, not a curated record. Bases 1 to 2028 code for a protein of 675 amino acids.
AUGGUCCAACUCGCCCAUAUCUUCAAAAAGGAUAAGGACAAGGACAAGGAUAAGGCCAAAGACAGAGAGCCCCUCGACGUCUCCCCUAAACUCCCCAAGGACCAUCCCGACGCCGGUCCCUCCCCCCGGACCUCCUUCUCCGCCUCGCGCAAGUCGCCCUCCAAGUCGCCCUCCAAAUCCCCCUCCAAGUCUCCCACCAAGUCUCCCACCAAGUCCUCCUCCCCCACCAAGAACCGCUUCUCACACAGUCGGUCGUCCUCGACGUCCACUCACCCCGCCCCCUCUUUCAAAUUCGGUACCCGGUCGUCCAAGGACCAGGACUCUCAUCCUCUCAAUCUCCCGCCCGACGAGCUUCGUCGUCGACUAUCAGCCAUGGCCGACCAGCGGAGCUCCAUGGACAUCGAUCCGCAGGAGCCUCAACAGAAGCAGAAUGGCAUCAACGGCUCGCAAGGGGAACGCAGUCCGACCCCGCCGCCGCACCGCUCUAACUCCUCCGCCGAUGAAGCCGACUCGUUCAAGUUGGCCGGAAACAAAUUCUUCAAGGAUGGCGACUACCGCCGCGCCAUUGAGGAGUACAACAAGGCCAUCGAAAUUAACCCCAACUCCUCCGCUUACCUGUCCAAUCGGGCAGCCGCUCACAUGUCCGCCAAACAAUACCUGAAUGCCCUGGAGGAUAUUGAACGAGCCAACGAACUUGACCCCGAAAAUGCCAAGAUCAUGCACCGAUGGGCUAAGAUCUUGACGAACUUGGGUCGUCCCACCGAAGCGCUGGAUGUCCUGUCACGUGUGCAGCCCGCGGCGAGUGCGACCGACAAAGCCCCCGCUGAGAAGAUGCAGCGGUUCAUCUCCCAGGCGGAAGAGACGCUGGCUGAGGAUCGUGGCGGGUCCAUGGCCAUUUUCUGCUUGGACCAGGCUCGGCAAGGGCUGGGCUUUGGCGUGAAGGAGCCGCGCAAGUGGACCCUGCUGACCGCCGAGGCACAACUGAAGAUGAACAACAGCAACUCGCUGGGCAAGGCUCAGGAUCUCGCCAUCACGCUGCUGCGCGAGAACAGCCAGGACCCAGAUGCAAUGAUGAUUCGUGCCCGCGCCUACUACGCCUCCGGUGAGACCGACCAAGCGCUGAAGCUCUUGAAGAUGUGCCUCGGGCUGGACCCGGACAUGAAGCAGGCCAUCAAGCUGCUGCGGAUUGUGCAGAAGCUCAGCCGCACCAAGGAAGAAGGCAACGCCGCCUUCAAGGCCAAGGACUACCGCCGUGCCAUUGAGCUCUAUGGCCAGGCCCUCGAGGUCGACCCCACCAACAAGGAUAUGAAUGCCAAGAUUCUGCAGAACCGUGCCCAGGCUUACAUCAACCUGAAGGAGUUCGACUCGGCCGUCCAGGACUGCACUGAGGCCCUGCGUCUGGACCCUGCAUAUGUGAAGGCCAUGAAGAUGCGGGCCAAGGCGUACGGCGGUGCCGAGAACUGGGAGGAGGCUGUGCGAGACUACAAGAGCGUUGCGGAGAACAACCCCGGCGAGAAGGGUAUCCAGGAGGAUAUCCGCCGGGCGGAGUUCGAGUUGAAGAAAGCUCAGCGCAAAGAUUACUACAAGAUCCUGGGAGUCGGCAAGGAUGCCUCGGAGCAGGAGAUCAAGAAGGCCUACCGCAAGAUGGCCAUCAUUCACCACCCCGAUAAGAACCGGGAUGCCGAGAACGCCGACGAGAAGUUCAAGGAGAUUGGCGAGGCCUACGAGACUCUGAUUGAUCCUCAGAAACGUGCUGCCUACGAUAACGGAGAUGACCUGAUCGAUCCGUCCGACAUGUUUGGCGGCGGCGGCUUCGGCGGCAUGGGAGGCAUGGGCGGUAUGGGCGGUAUGGGAGGCAUGGGCGGCAUGGGUGGUAUGGGUGGCAUGAACGGCACCCACAUCAACAUCGACCCCAACAUCCUCUUUAACAUGAUGAACGGCGGCGGCGGCGGCGGCUUUGCCCAGGCUGGCGGUCACCCCUUCGGUGGCCAGGCCCGUGGCGGCUUCCCCGGCGGCUUCUCUUUCUAA